CCUGUCUUCCCGAACGUGCGCUUUUCUGUCUUCUUCCGAGCUGAUUGACCCUUUUCAGCCCCCGUAGGCAGUGGGUCCAAAGUACCGGUCAAAAUGGAAGUGAAUCCCCCCAAACAGGAGCACCUGCUGGCCCUGAAAGCUAGGAUUUGAAAGAACCUGCAUUAUGGCUCAGGCAACUUUGGGCCCGAUUAGGAAACCUAACUUACAGAUCCUGGUAGGCUCCAUUCUUGAGCCUGUGUACUGUAUGCUGGAACUUCUUAUUGAUGACUUAAUUUGGGGCAACUUGAAGACGUCUGUGUUCUAAGAGGAAAAAAAGUCCUGUUUCCCUCUGAUUUGGAAAGAGAGAGAGUCUUGUAAUUAUAAAUUGCAUUCUAGCUCUGAGGAGCUCAGCUAAGAAAUAGUCUCUUCAUUAAGAGUAACUGGAUUACUGCAGAAUGACUACAGAAGUAAUAUUACAUUAUCGACCAUAUGAGAGUGAAACCACACAACUGCCAAAAAUUGCAGAGAAAGCAAUUCAAGACUUUCCUACACGUCCACUAUCAAGAUUUAUUCCUUGGUUUCCUCAUGAUGGGUCCAGACUUCCACUCAAACCUAAAAGAUUACCACCUGUGAUUUCUGACGAGGCAACUGAAGAUGUAAGACAGUACUUAACCAUUUCAGAACAUGAUAUUAAAUUGCAGAGUUAUGAUUGCACAGUAGAUCUACUGGAGUUUCAACCUAAUUUGAAAAAAAAGAAGCACUUAAUCCGAUCACAUACACUGAAUGAACAGACUAAUUCUGGAAGUCUGGAUAAACAAUCAGAAAAAAGAAAACGGCACAAGAAGAGGUGUUGGAGUGUUUCACUUCCCAGCAGUAAUUGUACUGAAAACAUUUUUCCUUUGUCUGAAAAAUUGCAAGAUAGUUUAAAGGCACUAAAUUUGCACUCAUUUUAUAGAGCAAGAUGGACAAUAGAGCACACUAUUUGUAACAACCAAACUCUGGAAGACAUUUGGGAAAAACUCAAUCGAAUUAUCAGGUGCAAUGAACUUCCAUCUUGUAAUGCUACCAUUCAGAGACAUUUAGGCCAGAUAUGGGUGUUCUGUGAUGUUAUGUACUGUGAAUAUGUGGGAAGUCUUCUUAAAGGAAGAUUAGCUCUUACUGGGAAGAUUAACUUAUUUGUGCAUAAAUAUGGUCUUAUUUUUAGUAUGUAAUGAAUACCACUAAUUGUCAAAAAGAAAAAUAUUCUGAAUGAACUGAGUAGGAACUGAAACAAAUGAAUAAAUGUUUAAUUGUGUGGUAAUAUAUGUACAGUUUGUAUCCCAGAAAUAAAUAUCAGGUGAAUUCCUAGGCUUGUCACUUAAGUCAGGAACUUUCUGCGUUCUACUUUGAGCAGCCUUCUUUUAAAUGAAUUGUGAUAAAUUAUUAUUUUUACUGAAUUUAAAGGUAAAAUGUUCUAUUCCUUUUGUUCUCUUACUCACCCAGUGGUUGAAUUAGAUAUUCCUAUGAAUUACAGUGACUAGUUUGGAUUUUGGUAAAUCCCCAAAAUCUAAUUUGACAGUAUUUUUUCUUUACUCACCUAAAGUGUAAUGAUUUUUUUAAAAAUAAAACUAAAACCAGUUCUGUUGGGAAUGGUAUUCAAGUGCCAUGAAUGUGGUAUUCAAGUUGAGAGACCAGCCCAGAUUCUGCUGAUAUUUCCAAAGAUACGUAAUAGACAAUAGUUGAUGUGUUGUUCUGAAACAAAAGUAUAAAAUGUAUAAUUUGUCUAAGACCCUAAUAUAUCUUUAAGGCAAUAAGCUCUUUUGAAGUAAAGUAUCAA
Messenger RNA from Orcinus orca (killer whale), 1795 nucleotides. It is a transcript of the gene SHLD3, whose product is annotated as shieldin complex subunit 3. Gene Ontology annotation, biological process: positive regulation of double-strand break repair via nonhomologous end joining; negative regulation of double-strand break repair via homologous recombination; positive regulation of isotype switching. The coding region runs from base 435 to 1190 and encodes 251 amino acids. The record is from RefSeq and is a predicted model, not a curated record. NCBI's taxonomy places the organism in Eukaryota, Metazoa, Chordata, Mammalia, Artiodactyla, Delphinidae. The transcript is spliced from 3 exons.